AUGGAGGUGGUCUUGGAUGUCAGUGAGAAUAGUGAAGAAGUUGGAGCCUUUGUGACAUAUGUGGAAUCUCAAGAGGGUUCUGGAAGACAUUCUCUGUGGAUGUUGGCGACAUACAUUACAGGAGAGACACCCUUUCCAGAAUUCACUGCUGUACUGAUGCUGGAUGAUGUUCAAGUUGGUUACUUUGACUCUAACAUCAACAAAUUAGUUCAAUCCAGGCAUACAGCAAACACAAUUCGCAAUGACAUCGCUCAGGAGGGAGUUUAUGUUUUAAAUAACAUGUACAUUAGCAUGAAAAGACGAUUGAGUAUUGUAAAACAGCGCUUUAAUUUGACUACAGGUGUCCAUGUCCAGCAGAGAAAAGCAGGUUGUGAAAUGUUGGACGAUGGAGAAUCAGCCCAGAUGAUGUUCAGGGAUGCUUGUGAUGGAGUUGAAGCUGAUGGAUUGGUUUACAACAUGACAGAGUAUUCAUACUCAACUGGAAAUCCUUGGCAGUUGCAAUGGGAUCAAAUGAAGCUUAUUUAUGUCAAAAUGCGCUAUUCAACCUUUUAUCUCCCUGUUUGCAUUAAAAAAUUAAAGUAUUUCUUAGAAAGAAAAAAGAAAGUAGUGCUUCGUAGGGUGCGUCCCAGAGUCAGGUUCAUAGAGAAGGCAGUCCCAGGAGGGGCUCAGGUGAGCUGCCUGGCCACUGACUUCUACCCCCGAUACAUCAACCUGACCCUGCUGAGGGACGGCCAGCCUGUGGCAGAGCAGGAGCUCACAGGGGGGGCAGUGCUGCCCAACAUGAAUGGACUGUACCAAGUCAGGAAGACCCUGGACAUCACCUCCAAGGAGCUGAGAGAGAGACACAACUACACAUGCACCGCUUCUCACCUCAGUCUGGACAACAGGCUUGACAUCAGCUGGCAACCUAAGAACUCACACAAACAUUCCAUAUCCAUGCUCCUGGGUGUCUUGGUAAUCAUAGCCAUUUUGAUUUUUGGGGGGAUUGUUUCCGGCCUCUUCCUAUGUGUGAGGAGGGUAAGGAGACGUACUGACUCCAGGACAACUCUGCAGCAGCCGGCUAGUAUUGAUCAAGAGAAUAUGCAACUGAAUCCAUUACCUCUCUCUGACAGCUGAUAUUAGCUUUCUUCCUCUUGUUGGUAUUACUGAUGGCAAAACAAUUAACCUGUAACCACCCCAGAUAACUUUGCAUUUUAGAGUACAUUCAAUACAUUCAAGAGGAUGUUGUUUCAUUUGUUAUCGCUUGUUUAAGUCUAUUCUUAUAUCAUUUUCUCUUUCUUUUUUUUCUGUUAAUGAGCUCAUGUAAUCUCAGAUGACAUCUGAGAGUUGAUGAAUUGAGGAUUUAAUGUUUUUUGUUAUAUAUCCAUUGUUAUGUUAUGAAUCUCUUCCAAUGAGUCAUUGCUCAGGAAGUGACUUCUCACCCUAUACAAAAACAUGAACAAGGGAUUCAGGGCCCAGCUCUCUGACAGUCUCCUCAUAAAACAUUGAUGAUCAAAAAACUGAAUCCAUCCUUUUGUUCUGACACCUGGUAUAUGUAUUUUCUUGUUGAUACAUUCUAAUAGAUAUUGACAAAACCAUUUGUUGUACCACAUCAACAAUAAAAAUGUAACUUAUU
Molecule: messenger RNA, 1615 nt
Organism: Osmerus eperlanus (European smelt)
Lineage: Eukaryota; Metazoa; Chordata; Actinopteri; Osmeriformes; Osmeridae
Product: hereditary hemochromatosis protein homolog
Exons: 3
Coding region: 1-1116 (371 amino acids)
Biological process (GO): immune response
Cellular component (GO): external side of plasma membrane
Source: RefSeq, a predicted model, not a curated record